GAGUGUUUCAUUGUUUGUCCCAUGUGCAGUGAACGCCUCAGCCUCUCUGUGAGAGCAGCAGCUGAAUGAAGGGAGGAAGUGGCGGUUAAUGCAGCUCCACACCUUUCCGGUGUAGCAGCACUGCGACCAGCUCCACUAAAGGAGAAAGGCGAGAGCUGGGUGGAAUAAUCGAGCCAGGAGGGGGAGAAAGGAGGGGGACCAGAAGUGGAGUUUCAUGAGUGGAUACAUGUGUUGCUGAGUCACCGAGGGGGUUUUUCUGCGUAGAAGUCCCUCCAUCCCGGCGAAGAGACCCGGCGCGACGGUUGAUGGACUAACAGAAAGCGGCUUUUCUCCUCCGGUGGCCGUGAAGAGAACAAGGGCGCACCCGAUGAGGAGGACCUCCUCACCAGACACAAACACCAGGAGGAAUUCACAAGCACCGCGGCUUCUUCUGGGCCUUAAACGCACACACAGGGUCGGGUCGGUUCUGUGCAGCUUCUAAUCGCCACUGCUGCUUACAACGUUGAUUUGGGGUAACACAAUGAACGUCCUGCAACAGCUGCUGCACAACUUCUUAGUGUAACCGUGCCAUGUUGUGUACAGGCCCCGCACACAUUGUGGUACUCUGAGCAUUUAUGCCCCUGCACUUCACAGGACGCACAGACUUUCAGGUCACAAGUCCAUAAGUAGUGUUUGUUAGGUUUAACAUGAGUGAGAAUUUUUGACAUUUUCUUCACUGAGACAUGUUGUCACAACUAAGCCCAUAGGCAGAAGUUCUAGUACUCAUCAGCACAGUAUCUGACACUUUUCUCUGUAGGAACAACGUAUUUAUGCACAAUAGUUCAAAAUGGGGAAAAUGCUCUCAAAAAUAUUCGGCAACAAGGAGAUGAGAAUAUUGAUGCUUGGACUUGAUGCUGCUGGAAAGACAACAAUCCUUUACAAACUGAAACUGGGACAGUCUGUCACCACAAUCCCCACAGUUGGCUUCAAUGUGGAGACUGUCACCUACAAAAAUGUCAAGUUCAACGUCUGGGAUGUCGGAGGUCAAGAUAAGAUUCGUCCUCUGUGGCGACACUACUACACAGGCACCCAGGGGUUGAUUUUCGUGGUGGAUUGCGCCGACAGAGAUCGCAUCGACGAAGCCAGACAGGAACUUCACCGCAUUAUCAACGACCGAGAGAUGAGAGAUGCCAUCAUCUUGAUAUUCGCCAAUAAGCAAGACCUUCCAGAUGCCAUGAAGCCACAUGAAAUCCAAGAGAAGCUGGGAUUGACCCGCAUCAGAGAUAGGAAUUGGUAUGUUCAGCCCUCCUGUGCGACUUCAGGUGAUGGACUGUAUGAGGGCUUGACAUGGCUAACCUCAAAUUACAAAUCUUAAUGAUUGAGUGCAGACUGUUUUAGGUCAAACUAUAACAACGUUGCAAGUAACAAAUAACUUCUCAAAAUGAGUAUGGUUAAGAAAAAAGUUGAUUUAUCUCCCAUUUAUUUUUUAAUACUACGUUUACCCCAUGACUAAUUUAUCUUAAACUGGGUUUGCUGGCUUCGACUUUGCUUGUACUCUGUAGCAGGCCUUUAUCACAUUCAUUAUUCUGGGGCUUGCUUGAUGAAUAUUGAAUUAAUUGGUCCUUAUGUUAAAGCCACAGAGAUCACCACCUUUGCCUAUUCUUUUCCCUGUUUUAUAUAAUUUUUCUAAUGCAGCUGAAAUUUUUAUCUUCAUUCUUGGAUUAAAGCUUGUUUCAAGGCUCUUCAGACUCUUGCAUUCAACUUGGACCUUUUUUUCUUUUAUUCUAAGACAUUUGAUUUCAUGUAGCGAAGGAGAAGGACUUUGAGAUUUGUUUUAACACAGUUCUGUGAUGAAAAGUAUUUCUUCUCUCAGCGGUAUUGACCAUUUUCAUUGUCAUCGGUCUUGACAUCAGAGAAAAAAAUCAUCCGACAUGUUAUGUUAACCCUGUCAAAUCCCCUGAUGUGGGUUCUAUAUUUUACUAAUUGACCUAUUGUGUCAUGUCUUGAUGCAUAAGUGUGCCGAGUAUUCAAAGGACAGGCCUCCAGUAAGUCUGAAAACAUGCUUGUGGGGAUGCAUUUUUAACUUUUUGGGGUUACACACAAGUCAGUCAACUCAAUCUUUCCAAAGGAAUGUCAUUCAGCUCUGAGCUCUCUCAAUCUGAAACCACAGUUGAUUAGUCUCAGUAUUGGGACAUUAUAUGAUAGCCUAUAUCUGUAGCAUGAGUACGAAAGUACAGUAACCCUACAUCAGAGUCCAUCUGUCAUGCAGUCAGAGGGAGCUGUUAACCAGAGAAAUGUUGAAGACACCCCGAGGUGCAGCUCUUACUCCUAUUUUGACUGGGGGGAACCAUGUACAGAACAGUGUCAUUGUAAUGUCUUAUUAAAAAAGUGAUUUUAAA
This is a messenger RNA of Notolabrus celidotus (New Zealand spotty), 2378 nucleotides long. RefSeq names its product ADP-ribosylation factor 6b (gene arf6b). Gene Ontology annotation, molecular function: GTPase activity; GTP binding. NCBI's taxonomy places the organism in Eukaryota, Metazoa, Chordata, Actinopteri, Labriformes, Labridae. The coding region runs from base 827 to 1354 and encodes 175 amino acids. The record is from RefSeq and is a predicted model, not a curated record. Gene Ontology annotation, biological process: intracellular protein transport; vesicle-mediated transport. Gene Ontology annotation, cellular component: cytoplasm. The transcript has 2 exons.